AAAAUUUGAAAUUCUCAAUCCUUUCGUACCUCUCUUCGCUAAAUUGAAAUUUCAGUGCCUGACCCAAAGCCAGUCCUCUCUCGCCUUCAGGUUUCUGACAGACCAUGAAAUUAAAUCAGGCCGAUUCCACUGCGGAUGAUCUUGAGCCUCUGUUCGAUUACCGCCGUGUUCAGCCGCUGAACAUUGUUUGCUUAGACGAUGACUGUUCAGAUACUUCACCAGUUCCAUCACCAAAACGGAGGAAAUUUGCUAAUCCCGAUGUUGCGGAAGUAGAUUUGGAUAAAGAUGUUGAAGUGAUAAAAGUGGUGAAUGUUGAAGAGGAGGAUUGGUUGGCUCCCCCUCCUGUGGUUUCAACUAAAGCUUAUAGCAAGAUUGGUGAGGAUUCAACCAUAAAGGAGUUAAGGCGAAGGAAACAGGAAUUGCUUUCGUUUGCACAAUCUGCAAAAAUCAUGUUGCAAGAAGUGGAGGAAUCUGCAAAGCAAGAACCGAGUGGUUCCUCGAAACCUUCUUUAGAUGCUGUAGCCGAGCAACCAAAAAAUCCUGCUCCUGAAAGGGCCAAAAUAGUUAUUUCGAUCCAGAACAAGGAUGAAAUCAAGCAAUUUCGUAUAUACAUGGAUGACAAGUUUGAGAAGCUCUUCAGCUUGUAUGCCAAUAGAGCUAAGCUUGACCUGCAAAGCUUAGUAUUUUCUUUUGAUGGCGAUAAAAUUAAUCUGGCUGCAACCCCUGCAAGUCUAGGAAUGGAGGAUGACGACAUUAUUGAGGUGCAUGAGAAGAAGAGCUGAUCAAGACAUUAUGUUUGAAUCUUGAUAUGUUGACUAUGAAAUGAUUUUAGGAUGUUAAGAGUCCGAAAGGUUUCAAGACAUUGAUUAAAACAUUGAAGCAGCGCGUUCUUCUGUAUCAUCCUUUCAAUGAUAGUUUAUGUUUCACAUUUCACAAUUGUACAGUGGGAUGGUGAAAAUGUUUUGGAAAUGUAUCACAAACUUUCUUUAUCAAAGCUUUUCCCAUAGUCUUGAUGUGGGGCAAUGAUCCAUAGUUUCACAAAAUGUAACUCAUUAACGGUGCUUUGAUAAACUCGCUUUUGUGAAACCAUAAAACGUGAUGUUAUCUUCA
Molecule: messenger RNA, 1110 nt
Organism: Gossypium raimondii (Peruvian cotton)
Lineage: Eukaryota; Viridiplantae; Streptophyta; Magnoliopsida; Malvales; Malvaceae
Exons: 7
Coding region: 105-782 (225 amino acids)
Source: RefSeq, a predicted model, not a curated record